This is a messenger RNA of Drosophila albomicans, 1536 nucleotides long. RefSeq names its product protein obstructor-E (gene Gasp). Lineage: Eukaryota; Metazoa; Arthropoda; Insecta; Diptera; Drosophilidae. The transcript has 5 exons. The record is from RefSeq and is a predicted model, not a curated record. Gene Ontology annotation, molecular function: chitin binding. Bases 178 to 885 code for a protein of 235 amino acids. Gene Ontology annotation, cellular component: extracellular region.
CAGCCACACACAGUUCAAGUCGUCGGUCCAAGUGGUGCGCAGUCAAGUUUUGUUGUUCAAGUGCUGAACCGUUCGCCCCCCUCUCAAGAUUCGGUUACGUUUCGUCGCCACAACGCUAACGCUUUAAAUCGCCAAAAACACCCAACAACAACAACAACACAAAUAACCGCAAAAACAAUGAAGAAAUUUUUAGUUGUAUUUGUGGCAUUAUUCGGAGCCGCCGUGGCCCAACAGAGCUUCAAGUGCCCCGAUGACUUCGGUUUCUAUCCACACGAGACGUCCUGUGACAAAUAUUGGAAGUGCGAUAAUGGCGUCUCCGAGCUGAAGACCUGCGGCAAUGGUCUUGCCUUUGAUGCUACGGACUCGAAAUUCCUCACCGAAAACUGUGACUAUCUGCACAACGUUGAUUGCGGUGAACGCACAGAGUUGGAGGCUCCAAUUGCCACGCCACACUGCGCUCGUCUGUACGGCAUCUUCCCCGAUGAGAACAAAUGCGAUGUGUUCUGGAACUGCUGGAAUGGUGAACCAUCCAGAUAUCAGUGCUCGCCCGGUCUUGCUUACGAUCGUGAUGCUCGCGUCUGCAUGUGGGCCGAUCAGGUGCCAGAGUGCAAGAACGAAGAGGUUGCUAAUGGCUUUGCCUGCCCUGCUGCUGGUGAGCUGGCAAAUGCUGGUUCCUUCUCCCGUCACGCUCACCCCGAGGAUUGCCGCAAGUACUACAUCUGCUUGGAGGGUGUUGCCCGCGAGUAUGGUUGCCCCAUUGGUACUGUCUUCAAGAUUGGCGACAGUGACGGCACUGGCAACUGCGAGGAUCCCGAGGAUGUUCCCGGCUGCGAGGAUUACUAUGGCGAUGUAGACCUCAAAGCUUUAAAAAAACUGGGCUUUUAACAACACAAAACCAGCAUACAAAAGCCAUGGCAGUUGGGAUUGCACACAGUCCUGAACGCAUGGAGCGCGCCGAUGACGACGCCGAUGAGAGAGAAAGAGAGCAAAGAGCAAAGAGCGAGAUGCUGAAGCUGAAAGCAGAUACAGCCGCCAUGCCAGCGGGUUGAAAAGGCUUGCCAACACACAAAAACACACACACACACACAGCGUUAAAUAUGCAACAAAGAAUAUUAAGAAAUACUCGUAUAUUGUUUAACAGUUGACUUUAAAGACUGAACAAAAGAUAGAUACAGUGAAAAGAAAGAGAAGCCCUUCAAACAUGCCGAAACGAAAACCUUCAACUAACAUAAAAAUGAAAUCAAAGUUUAACAGCCAAAAUAGAAUGAGUUACCAAGACAAUAGACCUUAAUGCAUACACAUAACAUAUUAUCAAUGAAAAUUCCCUUUAAUUAUGUAAAAUAAGUGCAAACCACAAGCCCUAUCCACUCGCAAAAUAUAUUUUAAACUGGCUGUUGACAGCCGAAUAGGUAUUUGGCUUCGUUAGCAUUUACAGAAGCCUCCGCCCCUCCCCUGAAGUCGUUCAUGAUAUAGACCAAAUUCAAAGCAGUCAGAUUUAACUUAUUAACCAAAUGCUGAAUAAAAAAUAAAUACAUA